AUGGAUUUAGCUUCUGUCAGACAAUGGACCACCAUCAAUACCACCCUGCCAGAGUACCCAUUGCCCUCGAACAGCGAGCGAGAGACAAUAAACACCAGGCGCCUCACUAUACGGCCAUUCAACGACAACAGACAAGAUCUGGAGGCGAUCCACACCUUGCGAGCCGAUCCCGAGAUGAUGCGUCAGAAUCCUCAAAGAAAGCCCGAUGCCGACGUGGAGGAAACGUACCAGAAGCAUUUCCAGCGUUUCAUCCCACCAAAUGAUACCAAGGUUCUGGCCUAUGCGAUCUGCCUAACCUCCACCGGGGAGUGCAUCGGAUACGGCGGUGGACUUGGUCGUGAUGGCAGUCUCGGAUGGCCAGAAGUGGGAUACGGAAUACGGAGAGAUCUCUGGGGUCAAGGGUAUGCGACCGAGUUUCUGGAGGGGUUUCUGGGCAUAUGGCGGAGAUUGCCACGGUCACCAGUGAAGCUCACCGUGGACGCGAGCACGGUUCAUGGUGACGGGGAGGUCAAGGAUGAGUGCGUCGUUGGAAUUACGUUCCAUGACCACGCGGCGAGCCACCGUGUCUUGGAGAAGAAUGAGUUCCAGAUGUGCAAAGCUUGGGAGGACAAGAACCCCUACGAUGAGAACAAGGUUGUCAGGCUCUAUGGAUGGGUCGCGAGAAGGGGCAAUGUAUAA
Messenger RNA from Clonostachys solani, 678 nucleotides. The record is from the annotation of a GenBank genome assembly. Lineage: Eukaryota; Fungi; Ascomycota; Sordariomycetes; Hypocreales; Bionectriaceae.